CGUCAUGACGCAGCCGGAGGGCGGGGCUUAGCGGUCCAGUGUGUGGGAAGUGGAUAGAUAGAGGCCUUGGAGGCUGCUGUCAGUGUCAGGCCGCGCCGUGUGUCUUCUUCUCCCGCCUGUGACGCCGCCGCCUUCCCCGUCAGCCAUGUGUGACAAAGAACUGAUGUGGGCGCUGAAGAACGGAGACCUGGACGCGGUGAAGGAGUUCAUUGCCGGGGGUGUGGAUGUCAACCGGAUGCUGGAGGGUGGACGAAAGCCUCUACAUUAUGCAGCUGACUGUGGACAAGACGAAAUCUUGGAAUAUCUCUUGGCAAAAGGAGCCGAUAUAAAUGCUGCAGAUAAACACGGCAUCACCCCUCUUCUGUCCGCCUGCUAUGAAGGUCACUUAAAAACAGUCAAGCUGCUUCUGGAGAGGGGAGCUGACAAGAACGUAAAAGGACCCGACGGACUGAGUGCCUUGGAAUCCACAGACAACCAGUCUAUUAAAGAACUGCUUCAUUGAUGGGACUGGAGCUUGUCUGCGACAUUUGCCUCUCACUUCUGUCUUAUUUUUCUGUUCUCUUAUUUUAAUUUUUUUUUCUUCUGCCAAUUAAUUCAACCAUCUGAGGACACAAAUUAAUGACCGAGAGCAGCAGUCGCACAAUGCUUAGCUUUUCGAAGAUUGGCGAAUGUACCACUGUCGCAAGCGGUGUUGGGCGUUUGGGCACAGCCCCAUCAUGGCAGUCAUCUGUGGUUAAAUAUAGUACAAUUAUAAAUUGCACAUCCAAAUGGAUUGUGUGCACUGGGCCCAUGAGGUUAUGGGCUUUGAACCAUGUUCUAUAAUGUUUAAUAAAAAGUUUCACCCGGCGCAGUUUGAGGUUUUGUAUAUUUAGAGGAUAUCAUUAACAACCCUCCCCAAAGCCAUAAGCCAUGUUUGAUGCCCGAUGCCGCUGGGCAGUUUAUGCAUUUUGUUCCGGUAUGUGAGUGAAAUGGGGCAAAAUACAAAUUGUACUGGAAAUAAUAAACCAUCUGCCACCAUAUCACAGUUAAAAUCCACAUCCAAUGCUGAAUAAAGCCUCAUUCACACGUCAGUGCUUUUCCAUCAGUGAUUGUGAGCCAAAACCAGGACUGGAGCCUCCACGGACAGAAGUUAAAAGGGAAAGAUCUGCACCUGUUCUGUGUUUAGAGCUGCACCUGGUUUUGGCUGAAAAUCACUGAUGGAAAACACUGACCUGUGAAUGAGGCAUAACUUUUCUUUAUUCAUUGUGUAUCGAGCUUCACGUUUUACCCACAUGUCACAUCCAAAUCAUUACAUUUUAUCCUCUUAUUCUCAAAACCAUCACUUUUUAUCCUCCAUUCGCAUCCAACGCAUCAUAUUUUAGCUUCCUGUCACAUCCGAAAGAUCCCAGUCACAUAUGGUAAGCAGAGCAGUAAACAUCAAAUCAUGGCGAGUGCUAAGCUGUCUGACAACAUUGGGCAGAUAAACUGCACCGACACCCCAGUAGCGGUGUUAAAAAAUAUAUAUAUAAUUUUUUUUUUUUUUUUUACACUGCCACUUUGGAUGUGACUUGGUAUAGCUGAAACAGCUAUUUCCUUCUUACUCAUGAACCUUAGCUUUGUACUUCUUUUCCAUUAUUUUCCCCCUUUGCUUACACUGACAUAUUACUAUUAUCAUGUGCAUUAAAACUUUAGCGGUGACGCUUGUUAACUGCUUUUCAUAGUGUAUUUUUGUGGUUUGGGAGGGCUGAAAAUGCAUUAGGACUGUAGUAAUUUACAGUAUCUUACUAUGGAUAAAUGAUGCAAAAUGUGGCACUUCUUUACCGUUUCUGUUUCUUGAUAUACAGGUAAAACUAGAAAAAUUAGAACAUCGUGCAAAAGUCCAUUUAUUUCAGUAAUGCAAAUGAAAAGGAAUUGCAUUAAUGCAUCAUGAAAAUUAGAAUUUUGUGAAAAGGUUCAAUAUUCUGGGCUCAUCGUGUCACACUCUAGUCAGCUAAUUAACCCAUACCCCCUGAGAAAAGGGGACCUCAUAAUUGUGACUUUGGGGUUUCAUGAGCUGUAAACCAUAAUCAUCCAAAUUAUAACAAAUAUCUCGCUUUGCAUGUAAUGAGUCUCAUAUAUUAGUUUCACAUUUUAAGUUGCAUUACUGAAAUAAAUGAACUUUGCAUGAUAUUCUAAUUUUUCGAGUUUCACCUGUAUGACCCUUAAAAUUCAUGGAAUGUACCAUUUUAUGCAAGCUAUGGAAUAUCAAUUCCAUUUUAGGUAACUAGCGCCUAGUCCUGGCAGUACCCAUUAUGCCCUGCCUACCAGAGUAAUUUAAGUUUAUUUUAAGGGGAUUUUCCGGGUGUUUUAAUUUUGAUGAGCCAUCUUUGAUGAGCCACCGAUAACUGGUCGGUUGGGGUCUGAACAGGAGACGAGCUCCAGGGGGGCCCCACAGCUUCAUCCAUUGAACAGCGGCUGUGCUUGGUAUUACACCUCAGCCCCAUUUACCUGAAUGGGACAGAGCUGCGUCUAGGCCAUGUGACCAAUGAAUGUGAUGUCGCUGGCCUCAGAAGAGGUUGGGUCACUUACAAAGUGCCAACAGAGUCUUUAAACAGCUGAUCUGGGGGAGGGGGCAGUAGUCGGACUCCCACGAUUACAUAUUUAUGACCUUUUAAAACACCCAGAGAACCUGUUGCACAGGGAGAUUAGAGGCAACCUAGUUGGCACAGUUGCAGUAUCCUCAGCCAAUCACAAGCCAAGAAAUGUUUUAAAGAGGACCGGUCACCUUUUUUCUUUGAUAUGAUGUAAACCUGGUAGAGUGCUCAGGUCUUGUAAUCAGAUUGGUUUAUGCACAUUAAGCGGGCAUGAGGUCAAGGCAGGGAAGGGUCUUGUGAUACCUGCUGAAUUCUCAUUUAUGUGCUGUAGAAUUAGUGGGUCUUUCUUUCCGUUUGCCUUUAGGUUUCCUUCUCUAGACCUCCUUGAAAAAUGUGGUAUACCCUUCUGUAAAAUGUGGUAUACCCUUUUGUAAAUGGUGACCAGUCCCCUUUAAAUUGAGGUUUUUUUUCCCCCCACUUCCCAAUGUUAACACACACUCAACAGAGCUGCUAUUGAUUUUAAAGUUUCAGCAGCCAAAUUUUACGGAAGCCAAUGACCAUACCUUGGAACGUCUCUGCCUCCUUUCCACCGAAGCACUUUUUACAAUCCAUUAACUGUGGCAGUAAUAACUAUUUGUGUUCAUGUCAUUGACUUUCGCAGAUUUCCCUAAAACCAGCAAUAUUUUUGACCAUUCCCGUCACUCCGAGGAAAUUUGCUCUUCUAAAUGGCACUUAUUUUCUGUAGCUCUAGAAACUUGGCUGCUACCUCCCUACCCUGCGAAUGACUCUUAUGUUUUUUGUUUUUGUUUUUUUUUCCUUCUAUUUCUGACAUUCAUUGGAUGUUGCUUAUAAGUGAUGAAUGUAUUAUGUGCAUGCGGACCCCCUAUGAAUGCUUGGGGCCCAUCAUCAACAUGUUGCUGGAUUUACCCAGCACCAGGGUCGUUCAUAUCUGAGGCCUUAUAAAUCAGACCCCAUGAAAAGCAUCCUAGUAAGAGACUGGAUUCAAGAGUUAGAGCUUUCUUUUUUCCCUUCUUUUUGCUUUGCGUGCUUUAAUUCAAUAACUUAUGUUUUCUUUUUAAAUCUUUGCAGGCGCUUUUCUCUCUGUUUUUAUUCUGUUUGUAAAACUUUUACUUUCACCUGGAAGUUUACUCCAAAGGAAAAAAGUACAAUAAAUGUUAAUAACUC
Bufo gargarizans (Asiatic toad) is the source of this 3737-nucleotide messenger RNA. It is a transcript of the gene MTPN, whose product is annotated as myotrophin. Gene Ontology annotation, cellular component: cytoplasm; nucleus. The transcript is spliced from 4 exons. Gene Ontology annotation, molecular function: protein binding. The coding region runs from base 146 to 502 and encodes 118 amino acids. Gene Ontology annotation, biological process: regulation of barbed-end actin filament capping. The record is from RefSeq and is a predicted model, not a curated record. NCBI's taxonomy places the organism in Eukaryota, Metazoa, Chordata, Amphibia, Anura, Bufonidae.